UGACUUAAUUUCCUAAUAAAAAAAAAAAACACCUUGGCAUUAUAAUCCAAAGUUUCCCACUUCAUUUUUUUUAUAAUAAAGUUGAAAAAAAUAAACAACUAUCAAAAAAAAAAAAAAAAAGUUGAAAAAAAUAAACACCAAGCAAACAAAAAUAUCUUCUCUCAUUCUCUUCAAAGACUCCAUCUUUCAAUCUCAACCCUUCAUCUCCACAAUUUUGUUUUUAAUUUUUUUCUUAUUUUUCAUUAAAAAGUAUUUAAAAGACGGUUUCUGGAGACUUCUUGGGUCUUAACGUUUACAGAAGGUGAUCAUCACCUUCUCUGUUUCCUCUCUCCUCCCUAAGCAGCUUGCAGUUUGUUGCGUGUUAAAAAAAUGUACUUUCUUUCUAAAUUUGGCAAGUAAUUUAAUCAAUUUAAAAGGGUAAUUUGGCUUUGUUUUUUUAAGGCCAAAUUUCAAUCAAAUUUGUCGACAUAAAUUAAAUCGAGAAAGAAAAGAAAGAAGAAACAAUGGCAGAUGGAAGAGAGAAAAAGAAUGAUGAUUUUUAUAAAGUACUUGGUUUACAGAAAGAAUGUACACCAAUUGAGCUCAAAAAUGCUUAUAGAAAGCUUGCAAAGAGAUGGCACCCAGAUCGUUGUUCAGCUUCUGGAAAUUCGAAGUUCGUGGAAGAAGCAAAGAUGAAAUUUCAGGCUAUUCAGGAGGCUUAUUCUGUUUUAUCCGAUGAGAGUAAGAGGUUUUUGUAUGAUGUUGGAGUCUACGACAAUGAUGAUGACGAGAACAAUCAUGGAAUGGGCGACUUUCUGAACGAGAUGGUCACCAUGAUGAGUGAACACAAACCUAAUCAGGAAAAAGGAGAAGAAAGCUUUGAACAACUACAGGAUCUGUUCGAAGAGAUGUUUCAAAGGGACGGUUGUGAGGGGUUUGAUUUAAAUUCACAGGGGGUGAAUAUAAACGCGUGUUGCUCAUCAUCUUAUGCCGGCCCCAUAGAGAAUUCAUUCAUCACUAACAAGAGAAACUCUUCAGGAAUGUUGAAUAUGACAGAAUCAACGUCGUCCUUCAAUAAUAUCAACUUUGACACUUUCUGUGUAGGGACAGAUGGAGUAUUGCAAGGGAGAUCUGAGACAAGAAAAGAGAAUAGCCGAAAGAACCCAAGGACUCGGUGUUAGUAGCCAUGACAUUCAUGGCAAUGGUGGUAAUAGUAGUAGAAGACGAUAUGGUCGGAAACAGAAAGUCGAGUCCGGCCAUGACGUGUCUUCAAACGACUUUCGGGGUAUCUCUACAUGAGGGAAAUUCCAACUGAAUUUCACUCUUAGGAAUUUGGCAUUAAGAAAUGCUGUCUAUAGAGGUUUUUGUACAAUGUCAUAUCAAAGCGUUUUAAGUUUUGGUAGCAUUUAUAUAUGUACUCCAUCUCAUCAUGUAAUAGGAUUUAGGAAUCACAAGAAAAGGGCUUCUUAUUCAUGCUGGAAUUCUUGUAAUAGAAUCUAUAUAUGCAAAUCAGAACUGUACUUCAUAUUUAUAGCACUGACUCUCUGUUCUCUUAUUAAAUUCAUUAAUUAUAGGGUCACUUUAACAUAA
Beta vulgaris subsp. vulgaris (sugar beet) is the source of this 1569-nucleotide messenger RNA. RefSeq lists its product as uncharacterized. The transcript has 6 exons. The coding region runs from base 504 to 1160 and encodes 218 amino acids. The record is from RefSeq and is a predicted model, not a curated record. NCBI's taxonomy places the organism in Eukaryota, Viridiplantae, Streptophyta, Magnoliopsida, Caryophyllales, Amaranthaceae.